Alosa alosa (allis shad) is the source of this 876-nucleotide messenger RNA. Its product is annotated as inositol monophosphatase 1-like. The record is from RefSeq and is a predicted model, not a curated record. The coding region runs from base 1 to 876 and encodes 291 amino acids. Gene Ontology annotation, molecular function: inositol monophosphate 1-phosphatase activity. Lineage: Eukaryota; Metazoa; Chordata; Actinopteri; Clupeiformes; Clupeidae. The transcript is spliced from 8 exons. Gene Ontology annotation, biological process: inositol metabolic process; signal transduction; phosphatidylinositol phosphate biosynthetic process.
AUGGCCGAAUGGACAGAGUGCAUGAACUUUGGCAUGGCUAUUGCCAGGGAAGUCAGUGAGGUCAUUCUGGAGGCAUUUAAAGCUAAGAAAGACGUGAUGCUAAAGAGCUCUCCGGCAGACUUGGUGACCGAGACAGACCAGAGGGUGGAGAAGAUGCUCAUCUCCGCCCUUAGAGCGAGAUAUCCUGCGCAUAAGUUCAUCGGUGAGGAGUCAGUGGCUGCAGGUGAAAAGCUUGAAUUGACAGAGGCCCCCACCUGGAUCAUAGACCCUAUCGAUGGCACUGUCAACUUUGUGCACAGGUUUCCAUUUGUUGCCAUUUCAAUUGCCUUCGCCGUAAACAAGCAGACUGAGUUUGGGAUAGUAUAUAGCUGUGUGGAGGAUAAAAUGUACUGGGCCCAGAGAGGCAGAGGAGCCUUCCUGAACAAUGUGCCACUGCACACAUCUGGGCAGCAGGAUAUCACCAAAUCGCUGGUAGUGACCGAGAUAGGAGCCGAGAGAGAUGAUGUGGCUCUGUCUACAAUGACUACGAACAUCAUGAAUCUGCUCAAGGUCCCCAUUCAAGGGAUCCGGGCAGUGGGCACAGCUGCUGUGGACAUGGUUCUGGUGGCCACAGGUGGCGCAGAUGCCUAUUACCACAUUGGCAUGCACUGCUGGGACAUUGCUGCAUCUGCCCUUAUAGUCCAGGAGGCUGGCGGUGUGGUCCUGGACACUGAUGGGACCAAGUUUGACAUGAUGUCUAGGAAGGUGAUUGCUGCCAGCAGCAUGCCAGUAGCCAAGAGGAUUGCUCAGGUGGUGCGGGCGUUCCCCUGUGCUCGUGAUGAUGAAUGCCCUGGCAGGAUGAAUAAUGAUGGCCAUCACAUCUCUAAUGGCCUGUGA